CCGUACUUCUUCCACCAGUUCUUCUACACCCUCCUUCCUUGAACCUGUACUCGACAAGUGCUUACGACACUCUUUCCCAUAUUCUCUCCUUGUUCCUGUCCUGUCUGACCCAUUGUACUUCGAUUUCCUUCCCGGUACACUCUAUAGUUCUUCGCCUCAUCAAUACUACUAGUACUCCUCCUCUCGCUCGUCAUCCUCGAAUAUCACACCUCUACCACAUUCACUUCUCUCCCAAACGAUCAUUCACUCGUCUCCAUACCCACACUCUCUUCUCUUUCGCUGGACGAAGACACCCGUUCAACCUACAUCCGUACAAAGUAACACAACAGAAGCGAAACCAAACAAGCUACCUCCCAGUCUUUAGCACGCAGCACCCCACGGUUCUCCUGUUCGCACUCGACAAAAUGUCUCAACGUCAGACACCCUCAGUCUUUGUCGCACUUCUCCUCACCGCCCUCCCCUCAACGGCACUAGCAAUGCCAGUAUCUCAUCUGUACAAGCGUAGCAUGAGCACCGGGGCCAAAGCCGGUCUCGGUGUCGGCAUCGCAGUUGCAGCAGUCCUCGUUGUCCUCAUGAUCACCUUCUUCGCCAUCCACCUCCGCCGUUCUCGUCACUUGGCCAGAAUCAAUCAAGAGCGGGCUGUUCUCGCUGGGGAAAAGAAUACGGACGGAUCAGACAAACCGGACAAGUUCGCCCCCGAGCCGCCAAAGGCAGGCGGCAUUCCCAAACGAAACAAGUCGGUCAAGGACCGCCUCAUGGGCCCCAUGUACCGAGGCAGCACGAUCGAUCUUAUGCCUGUCCCUAGAGCGCACAUGAACGGUGAGAACCGACAGAGCACCUUGACCUUGGGGGAUUCAGACUCAUUCAUCAACAAGCCUUGGGCCAAGGGUGACAGCUCGCCCAGACCGAGUUUCAGCAGCAAGCGGGCGACAAGAAUGAUGAUGAUGAUGUGAGCAGACUGAGUUUCUGUGUCCACGUCGUUGGCAAAUCAUUGUGUGUUUUAGUCGAGUAUAUUCUUGCAAAAUUAUACUAUACCCUAUGUGAAUCCCUCGGGUGUUACUCUUCUCAUUCUAGCUCGUUGCAAGGAUUGAGAGGACACAGUUGAGGAGGAAGCUUUACUUUGAUUGUGUUAGGCGCAGGCAGGUGCUUGGGCGUUUUUUUUUAAUUUGUGUGUUGGAAAAGAAAAAUAGGGGGAAGCCUGGACAGCAAUGGUUCACGCCGUCCCCCGACAGAUAUUCAUCAGGUUGGUAGGACAUGCUACUUGGUCGUUCGCCCGUUGUGAAGGGCAAAAGAACCACUGGAACUGGCCAUGGCUGCAACAAUGGUUCAUUCCUGGGAUCCAAAUAUGUUGGAACAUUGUAUUCGGUAUGGACAUGGGAAGGUCUCGCGGCAAAGGCGCGUGUGUUGCAAAGAUGCGAUCUAUCUAGAGAGGUAUGGGAGGUGACUAUAUCUGGUACCCCAAGGUAACGAUCAACAAGCAAUUGGAACUUGACGGCUGAAAGGGAUUUUGUUUUGUUAUGUUAUCAUUACACCUCACUGGGGAAGGUCAACAGGUCAUUGUACUAUGCGUCUUGUGUUUUCACAAUCUACCAAAAUGAAACAACAUUGAACUCUUGA
This is a messenger RNA of Exophiala oligosperma, 1617 nucleotides long. RefSeq lists its product as uncharacterized. The transcript has a single exon. NCBI's taxonomy places the organism in Eukaryota, Fungi, Ascomycota, Eurotiomycetes, Chaetothyriales, Herpotrichiellaceae. The record is from RefSeq and is a predicted model, not a curated record. Bases 405 to 953 code for a protein of 182 amino acids.